AGAGAGAGAGAGAGCGCAGCGCAGAUACCGGCUUGACUGUGCUACUGAGGCAUUUCUUCAUGUUAUCUGAGAAAUGUUCCUGUUGAAGGGAAACUGUUCAUCUUGUGUUUGCUAUAGAGAAGCACGGUUCAUCCCGAUGCGCCUGCAGGGAUUUCGGCUCAUUAACUGACCAAAGGCUCUGGCAUUUCUGACACUCACCCCCCCUACCCCCCAAUUCCCAUCUCUGGAACCUCCCCCACAUUGCCCUCUGACUCACCUGAGAGAAGACGGCAGAAGACCUGCAGAUCCCUCCCCUCAGAAUACUGCUCAUUCACCUGGAGAGAGAGGACAUACGAGAUACAGGAUGGACAACAGCUAUGCUCUCGCUUACUCUGCACUGGCUGCUUGACUCACUUCUGGUUUGGAAGAGAGACGCUGAGAGGAGCACGGAGAAGAACUUGUGCUCUCCUGGAUUAGAAUUCAAAGAGAGCUGAUCCUUAUCGUAGGAGCGAGGCUUUCAGGAUGAUCUUGGGAAGCAUCAACCGAACUGGGGGUGUCCCUACAUUUCUGCGGACCCCCACCGUCAUCCAGCCUCAUCUGGAUAUGAAGCCCUUCCUACAGUUUCAAAUGGAGACCAAUCCUCCACACAGCGUUGGGCUUUUCCACAACUUCAACGCGAUGGAUCCUGUUCAGAAGGCAGUGAUCAACCACACCUUUGGAGUCCCACUGGUGAAGACCAAACGGCCAAUCAUUUCCUGCAAUGUCUGCCAGAUCCGUUUCAACUCUGAGAGUCAGGCAGAAGCCCACUACAAGGGGAACCGUCAUGCUAGGAGAGUCAAAGGCAUCGAGACCUCAAAGAGCCGACCACAAGAGAGUGACAAACCUCCUCCCGGGCCCGUCUCGUCCCCCUCACCUACGGGACCCUUGCUGGCUGUCUCAGACACUGAGCUCAACAAAACAGAUGAGACGCGGCCAGCGCCACAGUUAAACGGACCCGCGGUGGCCUCGGGGCCCGUGGCCAUUUCUGCUCCCCCUACCCCAGAAUCCCCCGGUCCUUCUGCAUGUCCCCUUCUGUCCACCCCUGCUAACCCUCAACCACCCCCAGCCACCUCCUCAUCCCCCGGCUGUGGCUCUUCUAACCCAGAGCAGGCUGGCACUGGGGCCCCAUCAGUCACUCCCAGCAACCCUGAGACCGAAGAGGACAAAGCCAAGAAGCUGCUUUACUGCUCACUGUGCAAAGUGGCCGUCAAUUCGCUCUCCCAGUUGGAGGCCCACAAUAAAGGCACUAAACACAAAACCAUUCUGGAAGCCCGCAGCGGACUGGGCCCCAUUAAGGCAUACCCUCGCUUGGGUCCGAAGCCCAGCGGGGAGCAGGGAGGCGGGGCCUCAGACCCCAAUACUCAGGAACGCACCUUCCACUGUGAGAUCUGCAAUGUGCGGGUCAACUCAGAACUACAGCUCAAACAGCACAUAUCAAGUCGACGGCACCGGGACGGAGUGGCAGGAAAGCCAAACCCCCUCCUGAGCCGACACAAGAAGCACAGGGGAGCUGACCUUGCUGAUCUCACCAAAGCAUUAGGCGCCGGCCUCCUGCCGAGUCCUCUGGCCGUUGCUGCGGCAAUGGCAGCGGCCGCCUCCAACAAUCAACUGGCUCUCCGCGCAGCAGCCCCCACCCAUCCGCAUCAUCACCUGCUGCAGGGUCCGCCCCUCAGUCACGCCAUCUUGAGACCAGCUCCGGGGCCCAUACGCACCUCACACGGUCCGAUCCUGUUCUCGCCGUACUGACUCCGCCCUCACCCCCCUUAGCCAAUCACAGCCAGUCCGGAGCCUCACCUCCAAAAGCACACUGUGACGACGAAAAAAAAAAAUAGCGAAACAUCACAGAAAUGACUAGAAUCGGCUCAUCAACAACAACUUCAAUCAUCAAACCAAGCAGAAGGGUCGCAAAGUGGGAGCAAUCACGAAGCAAAGUGCAACUGGCGUUCCAACUCUCUUUUCACCACCCUUAACUGCCUCCUCCAUCUCCGUUCGUUUGAUUUGAGAGAUUUAUUUGUUGGUGGAUGAAUGGACAAAUGCAGGGAUUGUUGGAAUAGAGCAAUAUUGUAUGUAUCUGACAUCCUUGUUCCUUCCCUCUAUUUAUAACUCAUACUGUGAGGUAGCAGAAGUCACAUCGUAGCCAGACAUGCUGGAAUGAGUUAGGCAACUAUCUAGAGACCCCCGAAACACACAAAGACUACAGUUAAAUGUUUCUGUUGUUCUGAAUAAAUGCACCCUCAACCCCUAUGCACCUUGAGAAACAGACAAAAACCACGUUACAUCAGUACGCUUCUCGUAGUAUUCAACUUGUCCUGUCUGGCUUUGGCAUCUUUGCAAGAGAAAAACACCACAAUCUCUGUCGCAGUUCCACCAUGUCAAGACUCACAGCAGGGGAUUGUGGGGAAGGUCUAAGGAUGUUCGACUCUUUCCGAAUGCUGGUUCGAAAUGAGCUUUAGAAGCUGACUUCAUAGUCGCAUCUCUCUAGGGAAACAGAGAGAUGCAGAAGAGACACUCGAGAUCAUUCUCUUUUGUGUCGCUUUUACAUCCGUUAGCGCUAGGAGCGGUUGACUGAAAAACCCCAGACCUCGGUCUAGAUCUUAGAAAAUCAGUAGAUGUCUAUUUAUUCUAUUGAGUAGUGUAGCAUAGUGUAGUUCAGAACAUCCAAGCUGGUUGACUUAGGAAAAAUAUUCAGAAGUGAAAUAUGUGCGUAGAGAAUGAUGUGGUAGAUGAUGAAUAUAGAUGGACGGGUCCUUUGAUUCUCAGAGAAAGGCAGCAGAUCUAAGCACACACUUGGACAGUACAUGCAGGCUCCUCUGUUCAUUUUGUCUCUGUUCGGUGGACAUUAUGCAACCCCUAGCAAUACGCCCCCCUUCUCCUGCAUCCCCGGCAAAGACUGUCACCGCAGGUCAGCCACUCCACUGGAACCCCGAGAGAGUCUUGAAAAAUGAAGACGCAGAGGAGGUCACUAAAGGACACGACUGUGCAAUCUCUCCUUUUUUUUGGUAUGAACUUCCUGUCUUGAAUCUAAAGCCAUGCAAUGCAUAUGAUUUCGUUUUUUAUUAUGAUCAAUCGUUUUGAUGUUGUUGUUUUUUUGGGUUUGUUUUCAUAGUACACUGUUACGUUGAACAAAUAUUGUUGUGGAAAUCAUUGAACAAAAGGAGAAAAAAAAACGAGAAUAUUUUUCUAUGGAAGAUCGAAAACCUGCACUUGGAUGGGAUCGUAAUGCGGCCUAGAAAGCGUAUUUGGAGGUGAAGUAUGAAUACAGAUAAACAUCAAAUCUGUCGUGUAGGUGGAACUACGCGGCAGUCUUCCAUUGAUAAGCAAAGUGUGACGAUGUCUUACUGUUGUUUGGAUAUUGCAAUGCAAUAAUCAAUUGAAUUAUGUCAUUUGUUGUAGAAGAUCCUUUAUAAAUGGUUCUGUACGGCUGCUAAUAGGCCUCCAUGUUCUUCCACAGAGAUAAAUUAGCCUAAGAAAGUAAUAAAACUUAAAAGUAAGAAACGGGCACCCAGAGGGACGGGUCCUUCAUAUUAAAGGGUCUUUUCUCAUCUCUGAGUGGGGGGACAGGGUAUAUCUGAACGCAAACAAUAUGUAGUCAGCCAUAGCCUUUGCGUAUGUAGCUUAGUUCGACUUUUUGUUUCUUCGUGGCAUUGUUUGCAUUGUGUGGGAAGCGUCAUGAUAAUGCCAUUACUUCAUGCUAACUGUGGUUAGCGUCCACCAUUGUGCUUUGAUGAAACUUUACCUCUCUUUCUCAUUAGUUAUCGGGGCACUAGUAUAUGGUAUAGUUUCAUGUCGGUGUGUAUCGUGUAGUGUCGUGUGCGUACGGAUAGAAUUUGAUGGGCAGAACCUGCCUUAAAGGGAUAGUUCACUAAAAGGUUAAACUAAUGUUGUCAUUUACUCACCCUUCAUGUAAUUUCAAACCCAUAUGCUGCUAUUUUUUUAGAGGAAAACAAAAGGAGGUAUGUAUGAAGUAUCAAAGUACAGCAACAGUUUAUAGCGACCAUGUCAAAAACAAAGUGUUGAGAAAUAGUGUAUGACUCUUGUAUGGAGUCUUUUGUAGAGAUAAAUGCAAUAACCGUCUUUCUGCAAAUUUACCAUUGAAAUUUACGCCACCUACUGUCAGAGAGUAACUUUGCAUUUUAAUUCAGCCUGUCUGCCUUUUUUUUGUUCAAACCAAUUAUAUAAAUACCAAAGCAACAUUGCCACCUAAACAAAAAUGUACUUCUAUUGUAAUUUCAAAUUUUCCAAAACUAUAUAAAUCGCAGAUUCCAAGAAUUUUGACCAUGCAAACGCAGUCAUGAUAUAUAUACCUGUAUAUAUAUAUAUAUAUAUAUAUAGUGUUGUAUGGGACAGCUUGUGGGUUUGGACCAACAUGAGGGUGAUUAAAUAACGAAAGUGUUUUAAUUUUGGGGUGAUCUAUUCCUUUAAACUGCACAUCUACAAUCAGCUGUUUCUAUCCCAAACUUAAUUAUUAAAACAAUCAGUGGACGGAGUAUUCGGCUGAUUUCAGAUGAGCAUUUUGUGGUAACACUAUGCGCACUGACACAUGCUGUAGUUUGAAACCAGGUGUCCUGUGCCCCAUUGAAACCAUGUGAGGUGAUAAAGCCAUCACAGCUAACACACUCCACAGGCUUGAGACAGACUCGCUUAGUCCCAUCCGUCAACACUGUAAAGACCAUGUUCAUCCUGUAGUCAGAACUGUCAUCACUGUACAGAAUUGUCUUUGGUAGAUUUAUUCAACCUUUCAGGGCAGGUGUAAUGUUAGUUGGUGAAGUCUAUUUUAGCCUUAGCCUUAUUCUACCCCAGGCCUCUCCAGGAGCAGACGCGGACGGAGAAGCUUCGGUCAAACCUCGUCUUGCCAAUAAAGUUAUUUUUGAAUUAAAUUGUCCGAUGGGAAAACAGUAUGUGUGAUGGAACGUAGCAAUAUUCAACUCAUACUGGCUACUCUUGUUUAUUGCAAUAAGGAAAUCAACCAAUAGAUGCAUAUGUGAGUACAAUAAUAUAGAUGUAAUUUAAAUCAAACACAGAAAAUUAUGGAAAUACUUGGUAUCAGAGAAACUUGGAGUUACCACAGGAAAAAAAGAAGAAAAAAAUCAAUGUCUAUAAAUCAAUAAAGAAUAUUAAAACUCA
Molecule: messenger RNA, 5142 nt
Organism: Pimephales promelas (fathead minnow)
Lineage: Eukaryota; Metazoa; Chordata; Actinopteri; Cypriniformes; Leuciscidae
Gene: znf385a
Product: zinc finger protein 385A
Cellular component (GO): nucleus
Molecular function (GO): zinc ion binding; nucleic acid binding
Source: RefSeq, a predicted model, not a curated record